AUGGUUAACCUUGCUUCCUCGUUACAAGGCUUAUGGGCGAUCGGUGACAACUUUAACGCUGUCGUUUCUGUUGAUGAAAGAAGUGGUAGAAGGCAGCCACCCACUCGUAGUUCUGAGGAGUUUGAGGAGGCUAUUGAUAAGGCUAACCUCUUCGACGCGAGUUUCUUUGGCACCAGAUUCACGUGGUGCAAUAACCAAGCGGGCGUGGCUAGAUCUUGGGCAAGACUAGAUCGGGUUCUCAUCAAUGCCUCUCUUCUAGUAGCCCUUCCUUCCUUCUCAAUUCAUCACUUACAGCGGGAAUGUGGUGCUGCCCACCCCAUGUUCAAUUUUCUGCUCAAGUUGAAGGCCGUGAAAAGAUCCCUCAAGUGCUGGAAUAGAGACAGCUUUGGCAACAUUUUCCAACAAAUCAAAGCGGCCGAAUCCAUGCUUUGCGCGCUCGAAUCCCAACUGCAAUUUGACUCUCAUCAAUCCUCCUCUCCUGCUGACUACCGGGCCUCCUUUGAGUGGACUAUGACAAAGCUUAAGGAGCUUGAAUUGAAAGAGGAAAUUUAUUGGAAACAAAAGGUUAGGAUUAAUUGGAUGGAUGAAGGAGACCACAACACAAAGAUGUUCCACGCCUCCGUAAUUGAACAUUAG
This is a messenger RNA of Magnolia sinica, 636 nucleotides long. RefSeq lists its product as uncharacterized. NCBI's taxonomy places the organism in Eukaryota, Viridiplantae, Streptophyta, Magnoliopsida, Magnoliales, Magnoliaceae. The coding region runs from base 1 to 636 and encodes 211 amino acids. The transcript is spliced from 2 exons. The record is from RefSeq and is a predicted model, not a curated record.